CCGGCUGCGGCCGGCAGCUGCACCACGUGGGUUUGUUUUGGUUGGUUUCGCAGAGCGCCCGGUUUCAGAGGCGCGCUUUGAGAGCGUCCUAAAAGCCUGCGUUUGCACGCCAACUCAUAGAGAAAUCUUGGCUAGACUUAAACUGCUUCAAGUGCACGUACGUGGAAAUCGUUCAAUCACAGCGUUUUUAAAUACCCUGCGUACUUAUGUGUUCAUCAAAGCGGGUGACAUGAAAGGUCUCGUGGCUAGCGCUCAAAUCGCCGUUAUGGCAUGCACGGCUGUCACUCUAGCGUGGAGGCGAAAGAAGAGGAAAUCCGUGCGCGCUCCGUUUCGCUGUUUUGGUCAGUAUCCCGGAGUGGGUACGUGCCGAUAUAUCACGAGGAUCUUCAUCUACAUCUGCGCCGUUACGCCAUUUUGCUUGGCACCAACCGACCAGCCGUUGGUCCUGCUGAGCGAUCGAGAGCUCUCCCUUCAAAAGGACAAGUUUGCUGAGUGGCUGCUGACGAAGUGUGCCCUAGGCAGCUGAACCCCGACCAUGACUGAUGUUAAUACCACCGUACCAACAGGAGCACCAGAAGAGCGUGCACCAGAAGAGCGCGCUGCCCCUCCUGAGCCGGAGACCAAGCGAGUCAUUCGAUUCUUGCCAGUAGCAGCGGUCAUCGGAGUGGUAGUCUUGGUGGCAGGCCUUGCCUUGUUGCUGCUGUCCACCCGUCAACCCCCAAUGAGGCUGCGGACAAUUGUCUCAGACGGUAGUGGCCCCACUGGCAGACACACCACCACCAGCAAGUUUUCCUCAAAGGCCCCCCACGCCAAGCCUGCACACAAGGUUUCACACAAGGUCAUUGGGCCUGCAAGUGUCCUGGCGAAAGUCAGCAGGCGCUACUUGCGUCGUACGCUGAGGUUUCUCUCUGGAAAGCCCCACCUGUCCGGCACAAAGUACAGCGAAGAAAAUAUUGCCGACUUCAUCGUUGAUCAGUUCCGCAAGCAUGGACUGGACACGGCUGAGAAAGUGCCCUACCGUAUUCUGCACCAGUAUCCCGACCUAAAGAAUCCAAACAAGGUGCAGUUGGUGGAUGCAGAGGGAAAAGUGCUUGACGAGGCAAAGUUUCAAGAAGACCCUGUUCCAGGUGACCACACCCACACCGUGGUGCCUGGCUACCUUGCAUAUGCACGACCGGGCACAGUUGAGGCAGAUGUGGUGUACGUUGGCUCCGGCACGUACAAAGAUCUGGACCUGCUGGAAGCCAACAAUAUAUCCGUUAAAGGUCGCAUCUGCCUGGCACGAUACGGUGGUGGGCAUCGUGGUGGAAAGAUCACCGUGUGCCAAGAACGUGGCGGCGUUGGAACCAUUCUCUUUCUGGAACCCUCCUUACCGAACACGACAAAUUUCUACCCAAACUCGACUGUUGUGGACGGCUCGGCGCUGCAGCGAGGGGCCCUGUUCACAUUUGCUGACCCCGAGACGCCUGGCUACCCGUCACUUGAUGGAGUUUAUCGUGACACCAAUAGCAGCGAACUGCCUCAGAUCCCGGCCCUUACUGUCAGCUACAACUUUGCGAGGAAACUGUUGGACCAGAUGGAGGGCGAAGUUCUCAACCUCAGUGGCGGUGCUCGGCGAACUGGACCCAUCAAAGGUGGCAGGAAACUGCGGAUUGUCGUGAAUAACAAAUGGGCGAGGCCCAUCGUCUACGAUAUCAUCGGCACCAUCAGAGGCCGCUUGGAACCUGAUCGGUACAGCAUCACGGGUACCCAUCACGACGCCUGGGGAUUUGGCACCAUCGACCCGUCGUCGUCGACCGCCAACAUCCUCGAGCUCAGCCGGAUGUUGGGUAAACAGCUGCAGCAUGGCUGGCGACCACGGCGCACGGUUGUGUUGGCGAUCUGGGCCGCGGAAGAGAUUGCCAUCGCGGGAUCUGGCGAGUGGGUCGAGGAGAAGCUGCUCCUUCUCAACCGAGGAGCCGUGGGCUACAUCAACGUAGACAACUGUGUCUCCGGGAUCAUGUUCUUCGCCUACGCCUCGCCUGUGCUGAGAAGCUUCCUCGUGGAAACAACCAAACAGGUCCCAUUCAACGGUACCCAAACGUUGCACGACUACUGGUACGACUACGAGCAUAGCAUCUCGAAAACAACCAAACCCCAGGUGUACCUGACCCAUGGAGGGAUGGACAACUCUGCCUUCAACUUCCUCGCUGGCGUUCCUUCAGCUAUCUUCACCUUCCGAGCCGACAAGAGAGUGUUCAAACUGGGCUCCUAUUCGUCCUACCACACCGCCUUCGAGACGAUUCGCUUGUUUGAGACCUGGGUCGAUCCGACCUACCACUUUAUGGAGGCGUGCACUCGAUUCAAUGGGAUGCUGACGCUGAUGCUCGCCGAGGCAGAGUUCCUGCCCUACGACUUCCGCACCGUCGCCGAGGAGAUGCAGAGUGGCAUCUCCAAGCUGUCCAAGUUCCGCGAGCAGCUCGACGCUCACGGGGUGCCCCUCGACUGGCUGAUCGAGGAGAGCUCUCUGUACAGCAAGGCAGCUCAGCAGUGGCACAACUGGCUGGAAAAAGCGAAACUAGGGGAGGACGACCGCCGGCGGGUCAACGACCGCAUGAUGCUGGUGGAGCGUGCCCUGCUGAGCCAGGCACCCCUGAAGGGCCGGCCGACAUUCCGGCACCUGAUCUUCUCGCCCCAGCUGGCCAACGCGUACGCGGGCACGGGCUUUCCCGUGGUCCACGACCUUGCUUACCAGGCCGGACGCCUGCCCGUCGCAGAGCAGGAGCCAAUCUGGGGCCGCGUGCGGUCCUACAUCAACAGGGCCUGCAUCGCCGUGCGAACUGCCCGCAUCCUGCUCAACCCCGACAUGGCAAUACCCACCGGAACUCAUUUGAACAAUACUCAUUUGAAUGAAACGUAAACAAAAAGGGAAAAAAUUUUUUUGGUUUGAGCUCACUGUAAUUUUCUCGACAUUCAUUCUUUCAACUGGCUUUUCACAAGAGGUAUUAUUGUUCAGAACACCCGUACCAUAUGCUUCCAGGUGUGUGAAUGUUUAAAUCUCGAAUUGCUUGUAAGGUACUUUAAGAAAAGAAAAAAAGGGAAUAGGUUGAGCUGCGUUAGUGAACUACCGUUCUACAAUACCAAGAAAAGCCACAUUACUGCAAGAGGAGGUUCGGCAACCAAGAAGGGACGAAAAAAACAAAAUCAAAUAUGGAUGGCAACAUUCCCUUGAAGGUCUCGCACCACCUUAUCAUACCUCAUGAAUCAUGACAUGAAUUUUCAUGGUGGCUGCUAGGGCUUAGAUAACGUCAAAUGCUAUUUGCAUUUUUUUGGGAACUUCCCCAGUCUGCAGCAUGACCCUAUGCAGCAUGGCUGCGCCUAACCUCUCUCCUGCCAACUUGGAUCACUAGGUACGUGCUACUGGGUAGGUAUGGCUGCUCUUCAGUGACCCUCUAUCACGUCGCCUUCGGUCAGUGGGUAUGUGCUGCUCUUCACUAAACCUCUCCGACGCCAAGUUGGGUCACUGGGUAUGGCCGCUCUCUCUUCAAUGACUCUUUCGUGCUAGCUUGGGUUAGUCGGUAUGUGCCACUGUGCAUGUGGCAUGGAUCAACCUACAACCUAUAAACUACAACCUUUGUCCGUAAGGUUUUGAGACUGAGUCCA
This is a messenger RNA of Dermacentor andersoni, 3642 nucleotides long. Its product is annotated as N-acetylated-alpha-linked acidic dipeptidase 2-like. The record is from RefSeq and is a predicted model, not a curated record. NCBI's taxonomy places the organism in Eukaryota, Metazoa, Arthropoda, Arachnida, Ixodida, Ixodidae. Gene Ontology annotation, molecular function: carboxypeptidase activity.